AGUGUCCCAAGGACAAGAGCCCAGGGCUCCAGACUGCCAUCAAGAUGGUGGGUGAAGGCCCCUACCUAAUCUCAGAUCUGGACCGGCGAGGUCAGCGGAGAUCCUUUGUGGAGAGAUAUGACCCCAGCUUAAAGACCAUGAUCCCAGUGCGACCCUACGCUAGGCUGGCACCCAACCCCGUGGAUGAUGCAGGGCUGCUCUCCUUUGCCACAUAUUCCUGGCUCACACCUGUGAUGAUUAGAAGCUACAGGCACACAUUGACUGUGGACACCCUGCCGCCAUUGUCACCGUAUGACUCAUCUGACACCAAUGCCAAAAGAUUUCGCAUCCUUUGGGAUGAGGAGAUAGAAAGGGCGGGUCCUGAGAAGGCCUCUCUGGGCCGAGUGGCCUGGAGAUUCCAGAGGACGCGUGUUCUGAUGGAUGUCGUGGCCAACGUCCUGUGCAUAGUCAUGGCAGCUAUAGGGCCAACAGUUCUCAUUCACCACAUCCUCAAGCACACCGAGAGUACCUCUGGGGAAGUCUUGGUUGGCAUCGGCCUGUGCCUAGCCCUUUUUGCCACUGAGUUUACCAAAGUCCUCUUUUGGGCUCUUGCCUGGGCCAUAAAUUACCGCACAGCGAUCCGGUUGAAGGUGGCGCUCUCCACCCUGGUUUUCGAAAACCUGGUGUCCUUCAAGACCUUGACACAUGUUUCUGCUGGUGAGGUGCUCAAUGUACUAUCAAGUGACAGCUAUUCCUUGUUUGAAGCUGCUUUGUUUUGUCCCUUGCCAGCCACCAUCCCAAUCCUAAUGGUCGUUUGUGCAGUGUACGCCUUUUUCAUUCUGGGGUCCACAGCUUUCAUUGGGAUAUCCGUGUAUGUCAUAUUCAUCCCGAUCCAGAUGUUUAUGGCAAAGCUCAAUUCAGCUUUCCGAAGAUCAGCAGUUUCCAUGACAGACAAGCGAGUUCAGACAACAAAUGAGUUUCUGACCUGCAUCAAACUGAUUAAAAUGUAUGCCUGGGAGAAAUCUUUCACAAACACCAUUCAAGAUAUAAGAAAGAGGGAAAGAAAAAUACUGGAGAAAGCUGGAUAUGUCCAAAGUGGGAACUCAGCCCUGGCCCCCAUUGUGUCCACCAUAGCCAUCGUGUCGACCUUCACCUGUCACAUCCUCCUGAAACGCAAGCUCACCGCCCCAGUGGCAUUUAGUGUCAUUGCCAUGUUUAAUGUAAUGAAGUUUUCAAUUGCAAUCUUGCCUUUCUCGGUCAAAGCAGUGGCUGAAGCCAGAGUCUCUCUAAGGAGAAUGAAGAAAAUUCUCAUAGCUAAAAAACCCCCAUCUUACAUCACCCAACCAGAAGACCCAGAUACUAUGUUGCUUUUGGCAAAUGCUACUUUGACAUGGGAGCAAGGAGCCUACAGGAAAAGUGACCCAAAGAAAGUGCAGAACCAGAAAAGGCACUUUUUCAAGAAACAGAAGCUGGACAUACACAGUGGGCAUUGUCCAUCAGCCCAGGGAUCUACCCCAGAGGAGCAAAGUGGCAGCCCCAAAUCAGUUCUGCACAAUAUAAACUUUGCCGUGAGAAAGGGGAAGGUCCUGGGAAUAUGUGGGAACGUUGGAAGUGGAAAGAGCUCCCUCAUCGCAGCUCUGCUAGGACAGAUGCAGUUGCAGAAAGGGAUUGUGGCAGUCAAAGGACCUUUGGCCUAUGUUUCACAGCAAGCAUGGAUCUUUCAUGGAAACGUGAGAGAAAACAUAUUAUUUGGAGAAAAGUACAAUCACCAAAGGUAUCAGCACACUGUCCGUGUCUGUGGUCUUCAGAAGGACCUGAGUAGCCUUCCUUAUGGAGACCUGACUGAGAUUGGGGAGCGGGGUCUCAACCUUUCUGGGGGACAGAGGCAGAGGAUCAGCCUGGCCCGCGCUGUCUACUCCAACCGUCAGCUCUACCUGUUGGAUGACCCCCUGUCAGCCGUGGAUGCCCAUGUGGGGAAGCAUGUCUUUGAAGAAUGCAUUAAGAAGACACUCAGGGGGAAGACUGUUGUCCUCGUGACCCACCAGCUGCAGUUCUUGGAGUACUGUGAUGAAGUGAUUUUGUUAGAAGAUGGAGAGAUUUGUGAAAAGGGGACCCACAAGGAGUUAAUGGAGGAGAGAGGACGUUAUGCAAAGCUGAUUUAUAAUCUCCGAGGGUUGCAGUUCAAGGACCCUGAGCACAUUUACAAUGCAGCCAUGGUGGAAGCCCUGAAGGAGAGCUCUGCUGAGAGAGAUGAAGAGGCUGUUUUGGCUCCAGGAGCUCCAGGAGUUGAAGGAAAAGAAUCUGAAGCAGUUUCAGAACUUGGAGACAUGAAAGCUCCUGUGCACCAGCUUGUCCAGUCUGAAUCCCCCCGGAAAGGAAUUGUGACCUGGAGAACAUAUCACACGUACAUUAAGGCUUCUGGAGGCUACCUUCUGUCCCUCUUCAUAGUGUCCCUCUUCCUCCUCAUGAUGGGCAGCUCCGCCUUCAGCACCUGGUGGCUGGGUCUUUGGCUAGACAAGGGCUCACAGAUGAUCUGUGGACCCCAAGGCAAUAAGACCACGUGUGAGGUCGGCGAAGUCCUGGCUGACACUGUGCAGCACAUGUACCAGUGGGUGUAUGCAGCAAGCAUGGCGUCUGUGGUAGUGUUUGGCACCAUCAAAGGCUUCACCUUCACCAAGACUGCACUGAUGGCAUCCUCCUCGCUGCAUGACAAAGUGUUUGACAAGAUCUUAAAGAGCCCAAUGAGCUUCUUUGACACGACUCCUACUGGCAGAUUAAUGAACCGUUUUUCCAAAGAUAUGGACGAGCUAGAUGUGAGGCUUCCGUUUCAUGCUGAGAACUUUUUGCAACAGUUUUUUAUGGUGGUGUUUAUUCUUGUGAUAUUGGCUGCUGUGUUUCCUGCUCUUCUUUUGGUCCUGGCUGGCCUUGCUGUAGUCUUCUUCAUUCUUUUACGCAUUUUCCACCGAGGAGUCCAGGAGCUCAAGCAGGUGGAGAACAUCAGCCGCUCACCCUGGUUCUCUCACAUCACCUCCUCCAUGCAAGGCCUGGGUGUCAUCCAUGCCUACAACAGGAAGGAGGACUGCAUUCACAAGUUUAAGAUGCUCAAUGAUGAAAACUCCAGCCACCUCCUGUACUUCAACUGCGCUCUCAGAUGGUUUGCUCUAAGAAUGGACGUGCUCAUGAACAUUGUCACCUUCAUAGUGGCCUUGUUGGUGACCCUGAGUUUCUCCUCAAUCAGUGCUUCAUCCAAAGGCUUGUCAUUGUCUUACAUCAUCCAGCUCAGUGGACUGCUGCAAGUGUGCGUGCGAACAGGAACAGAGACUCAAGCCAAGUUCACUUCUGUGGAGCAGUUAAGGGAGUAUAUUUCGACCUGUGUUCCUGAGCAGACUCAUCCCCUCAAGGUGGGGACCUGUCCUGAGGACUGGCCGAGCCGUGGGGAGAUCACUUUCAAAGACUAUCGGAUGCGAUACAGAGAUAACACCCCCCUUGUUCUUGAUGGGCUGAACCUGAACAUCCAGAGUGGGCAGACUGUAGGGAUUGUUGGAAGAACAGGUUCCGGGAAAUCAUCCCUGGGAAUUGCCUUGUUCCGCCUGGUGGAGCCAGCCAGUGGCACCAUCUUUAUUGACGAGGUGGACAUCUGCACUGUGGGCUUGGAGGACCUCCGAAGCAAGCUGACUAUGAUCCCCCAGGAUCCUGUCCUGUUUGUAGGUACAGUAAGAUUCAACUUGGAUCCCUUUGGGAGCCACACUGAUGAGACGCUCUGGCAAGUUCUGGAAAGAACAUUCAUGAGAGACACGAUAAUGAAACUCCCGGAAAAAUUACAGGCAGAAGUCACAGAAAAUGGGGAAAACUUCUCAGUAGGGGAACGCCAGCUGCUUUGUAUGGCCCGAGCACUUCUCCGUAAUUCAAAAAUUAUUCUCCUUGAUGAAGCCACCGCCUCCAUGGACUCCAAGACGGACACCCUUGUUCAGAGCACCAUCAAAGAUGCCUUCAAAGGCUGCACGGUGUUAACCAUCGCCCACCGCCUAAACACUGUUCUCAACUGUGACAUUGUCCUUGUCAUGGAAAAUGGGAAGGUGAUCGAGUUUGAUAAGCCCGAAGUCCUUGCUGAGAACCCCGAUUCUGCAUUUGCAAUGUUGCUAGCAGCAGAAGUCAGGUUGUGAGGUUCCCAGCAGCAAACUGGAAGGCA
Messenger RNA from Castor canadensis (American beaver), 4168 nucleotides. It is a transcript of the gene Abcc12, whose product is annotated as ATP binding cassette subfamily C member 12. The record is from RefSeq and is a predicted model, not a curated record. NCBI's taxonomy places the organism in Eukaryota, Metazoa, Chordata, Mammalia, Rodentia, Castoridae. Gene Ontology annotation, biological process: transmembrane transport. Gene Ontology annotation, molecular function: ATP hydrolysis activity; ABC-type transporter activity; ATP binding. Gene Ontology annotation, cellular component: membrane.